ACACAGAAUCACACGGGGACAUCGUCGUGGGUGGAACGCUCCGCAGACAGAGCAUCAUCGCGUGUGUGCGUGUUUUAAAUAGUUCUUUUAAUCCAAUUAUGUCAGUGGCUGCGGCGCGCGCCUCGUCCGCCAGGGGGCGCGGCCACGGCUCUCCGGAGCUAAAGAAAAUAGAAGGAACUCCAAAUCUCGGGAGUGUGGAAACACACCAGUAAAGUGUGGACGCCGAGUUACAACUUCACGCUGGAUACGAGGCGCAGGGCAGCUUCCCCGGGGAGACAGCUUCUUCUGGGCGAGCCCGAAGACUAGACCCCUGUUGGUGUUUUCUUUUCUUUUUUUUUUUUUCGUCCUCGGCAGAUUUGCGCAGCUCCGGGUCGGGAGUCGGGACCCGUUAAACAUCUCCGUCCGAAAGGGAAACACACAGAGAGAGAGAGAGAGUGGAAGAGCGCGGACAUGAGCGGAAGGCUGGCAGAAAACAGAGUAAAAGCUCAACUGAGCGCACGCUUUACGCUGCUUUGAAGAAACGUAACAAAAGUACCAAAAAAAAGAGGAUAAAUGUAAGCGCAAAUUGCUUUUUUUUUUUCUCCCCUUCUUCUUCUACUCUUCCUUGGACACGUUUCCGCUGCUGGCGAGCGACGUUUAAACCGUGUUGUGGAAAGCUUCUUCUUUUCUUUAUUUAAUAUAUUUAUAUAUUUUUUUAGUUUUAUUUUUUUGCUCUUGGAAAUAACUGGAAGUUCUCGUCUCUGGCGUUUCAGCUAAAGAGGAAACGUUAAAUGCAAAUGCGGUAGGUGACUCCGUUUUUUUUUUUUUUUUGCUCAACACCCAGAGACUUAAAAGCGCCGCUUUUUCUUCUUCUUCUUCUUCCCCAUCUCCCGGCUAUGCUGAAGAAACUUUUUAAGAAUGAAGAGGAGAAAAUCGCCGUAGCACGCCUCUGUUGUCUGCCCGCAUCGUCGCCGCGCGCCGGAGAGCACCAGUGUUGUUAUUCCCGAGCCCUCACGUCGGGGAGCCGCGAGAGCUGACACGCGUCUGGAAAUGUGGAUCUAGCGUGAUGACCUGCGAGCUGAAGUUGUGAGAUCGCCUGACUGUGUCGAGCCGUUAGUGAGUGAUCGAGACUUCCGGAGCCAGCGGGGGAGCCCACGACUGCUUGUUAGAGCUGAAAAGCCGCCCUACGAACCAGCUCUCGGAUCAGUUUUAUUUAUUUAUUUUUUAUAUAUAUUUUUUUUUAUUUUAUUAUUUUUUUUUUGCGAGGAGAGUCCCCCGCAGCCGACAUGGAGGAGUGGAGGCAGUGCGGACGGUGGCUGAUUGACUGCAAGGUCCUGCCCCCGAACCACCGGGUCGUGUGGCCCUCCGCGGCCGUCUUCGACCUGGCGCAGGCCCUCAGGGACGGAGUGCUGCUGUGCCAGAUGUUGCACAACCUGUCCCCCGGAUCCGUGGACCUGAAGGAGAUCAAUUUCAGACCCCAGAUGUCACAGUUCCUGUGCUUGAAGAACAUCCGGACAUUCCUCAAGGUGUGUCACGACAAGUUCGGCCUGCGCAACAGCGAGCUGUUCGACCCCUUCGACCUCUUCGAUGUCAGGGACUUCGGCAAGGUCAUCUCCGCUCUGUCGAGGAUCUCCCACCACAGCAUUGCACAAAUCAAAGGCAUCAGGCCUUUCCCAUCGGAGGACACAGCUCUGAAUGAGGAUGACGUGUACCGGAGCCUGGAGGAGUUGGCAGAUGAACAUGACUUGGGCGAAGACGACAUCUAUGACUGCGUGCCAUGUGAGGACGAUGGAGACGACAUCUAUGAGGACAUCAUUAAGGUGGAAGUACGACAACCCAUGAUCAGAUACAUGCAGAAAAUGGGAAUGACGGAGGAUGACAAGAGGAACUGCUGCUUAGUAGAGAUCCAAGAAACUGAAGCCAAGUACUACAAGACUCUAGAGGACAUUGAGAAGAACUACAUGAUCCCACUGAAGCAAGUCUUGAGUCCACAGGACAUGGAGGCUAUAUUUGUCAAUCUGGAGGAUGUCAUACGAGUCCACUUUGCCCUGCUCCGAGCCAUCGACCUGAACAUGGUCAGCGGAGGAAGUGGCUUGGGGAAGACCUUCCUAGACUUCAAAGAAAGGUUGUUGAUCUAUGGCCAGUACUGCAGCCACAUGGAGAAUGCCCAGAAGACACUGGAUGAGCUAAUAGCAACACGAGAGGAUGUCAAGAUCAAAGUAGAGGAAUGUACAAUGAAAGUGCAAGAAGGGAAGUUCAAGCUGCAGGAUCUCCUGGUGGUUCCAAUGCAGAGGGUACUGAAGUAUCACCUACUACUGAAGGAACUUCUGAGUCACUCGACCGACCGACCCGAGAGACAACAACUCAAAGAGGCUCUGGAGGCUAUGCAGGACCUGGCCAUGUACAUCAACGAAGUCAAGAGGGACAAUGAGACACUGAAAAAAAUCAGCGAAUUCCAAAGUUCAAUAGAAAAUCUUCAGCAGGUGAAGCUAGAGGAGUACGGGAGGCCAAAGAUAGACGGAGAGCUGAAGGUGUGCUCCAUCGUCAAUCGAACGAAACAGGACCGGUAUAUAUUCCUAUUUGAUAAAGUGGUCAUUGUCUGCAAGAGGAAAGGCUAUAGCUAUGAGCUCAAAGAGAUUAUUGAGCUGCAGUUUUAUAAAAUGUCAGAUGACCCCAUGAACAACAGAGACAUGAAAAAGUCAAGUGGAAAAAUGUGGUCUUAUGGUUUCUACCUGAUCCACCUACAAGGGAAGCAGGGCUUCCAGUUUUUUUGUAAAACUGAGGAGACUAAGAGGAAGUGGAUGGAGCAGUUUGAUAUGGCCAUGUCCAACAUCAAGCCAGAGAGAGCCACGGCCAAUCAGCACAACUUCCAAAUGCACACAUUUGAUAAGAACACCAACUGUCGAGCCUGCAAAAUGCUCUUGAGGGGCAUCUUCUAUCAGGGCUACUACUGCUCUCGAUGUGGAACAGGAGCUCACAAGGAGUGUCUGGAAGUCAUCACCAUCUGUAAAAUCAAUCCUCUUGACAUGGAGCCGGGGAUGUCACCAGGUCCCAAGAUGGUGGCGGUGAGGAACUACCACGGCACGCCGACACCUCCGGGGAAGACGCCGUUGUGUUUCCAGACGGGAGAAUUCAUCGAGCUACUGAAGGGAGAUCCUGACACCACGUGGUGGGAGGGGAAGCUGAUGCAAGCACAGAAGAGUGGCUUCUUCCCUAGUUCAUGUGUAAAGCCUUGUUUGGACCCUAAGCCCUUCCAGUCGUUAUCCAGCCGGCAGUCCUCAAGAGAAGCAGACUAUUUUGGAUAUCCAUGGUUUGCAGGAAACAUGGAGCGGCAGCAGGCGGACAACCUUUUAAAGUCCCACAGCAGCGGGACCUACCUUAUCAGAGAGAGGACGGCCGAGGCGGAAAGGUUCGCCAUCAGCAUCAAAUUCAAUGAUGAAGUAAAACACAUCAAAGUUAUUGAAAAAGACAGCUGGAUCCACAUCACUGAGGCGAAGAAGUUUGAGAGUCUACUGGAGCUGGUGGAGUACUAUCAGUCCCAUUCGCUGAAAGAGAGCUUCAAACUGUUGGAUACCACAUUGCGAUACCCCUACAAGUCGAGAGAACGCUCGCUAACGCGGGCCAGCACACGCUCACCAGCAGCCACAUGCGCCUCCUACAACUUCUCCUUCCUCAGUCCGCAGGGCCUGAACUUCUCUUCUCAAAGCUCAGCUCCUUUUUGGUCAGUGUUUACUCCUCGGGUGGUCAGUACGGCCGUGGCCAGGUAUAACUUUGCAGCGCGAGACAUGAGAGAGCUGUCGCUGCGAGAGGGAGACGUCGUCAAAAUUUACAGCAAGAUCGGUGGAGACCAGGGCUGGUGGAAAGGAGAGGCCAAUGGAAGAAUCGGAUGGUUUCCCUCAACCUACGUGGAUGAAGAAGGUGUCCAGUAAGGCUGGACGUCGCUGGUCUGGCUCCCUUUAAAUCAGGAACCAUCUUCUAUCUACUGUUCUCAGAGAAGAUUACUCACCCUCUCCAGGAAACGAACAAGGAAAAACACCAGAACAUUCCUCUUGUUUUUGCUGGACUUUCAUUUUUCAGCGAGCGUUUCUACCGUUUCUCUAUCUCCAAUUAUGCAUCCGCUUUUGUUUUUGCAGGGUGUCCUGUUUAAUUUCUGUACAGGAAAGAAGAAGAAAAAAGAAAACUGGCUUGCUGUCUGUCAGCCUGCGUGUGCUCUGCAGAGACUUUACUGAGCUGAGGACACAGCAGAAACUGACUGCUGAUAGCUUUAUUUGAAAAAGGAUCCCCUUUGUUGCAGGUCUACGCAAGGUGAAAUAAUUGUACAGUAUAGAUAAUUUAUUGAAUAGAGAUUAUUAUCAUUACUAAUGAUUAUUGUGGGAAAGUUGAUUUAAGCGAAGAAUCUGAUCAGAAAAACGAAAAUAACAAAAAAAAAAAAAAAAAGCCGUCUUAUCAUGUCGAGAGAUUUUGCCUUAGUUGUCAUGGUGAUGCCUUGUGGGCUGACACCAGUGGAGGGAAUCGAAUUUGUGGACUGGUUUUACUUCUCCAUGUAUGCAUGUGCCCAUGUGCGGCCCACAUAAACACACACCCUAAUGUACAGUACGGUGCCUUUGAAGAAUGGUCGUUGCUUACUGAACCUCAACAUCAGCCACUAAAGAACAUCGUCAUCCCUAAAGAACAGCUCAGACGAGGACUUCAGCAAAAGGAAGGGGGAGGCACAAAGAUGACGUUUGGAGGACAGCUCACCUUCUGAGCCCUCAAAAACGAGACGUGAAGCAUUUAACUCUUCCCGACUGGAGACUGGAUGGACUCACAGAGACAGCUGGAGGGUUUUCAUAGCCCACAACAAUCACACACACAACUCAUAGUGUUUCGUGUCUGUGGGUCGAAUCAACCGGAUGUGAAAGGGAAACAUCGAGACAUUCAGCAACAUUUAAACGUGUGUUCAUGGUUUGAUUUUCUUGCACAGAAUCACAAUUCCUUUUUUCUUUUUUUUUUUAAGUUAGGAAACUGGAUGAACAAUUUGUUUUAAAUCAUUUGAAGCCAAAUUCAGCCAUGCUUCAGUCUCGCCUGCAUGGGGUUUGAUCAGUGUCCUGGAUUUUUGUACCUUGCCUUACUUUUAUGUUUUUUUUUUAACAGAUGAUCAGGUGAUGGGAUUGUUUUUCCCUUAAUGUUAAUCAUUGUUCAUGUGUGAAAUUCAGUUUGGUGCUGUGCAGGCUGGUGAAAAUUAAACCGUGUCAGAAGAUUUUAAAUCUGAAGGAAAACAUUGUGUCCUAAAUGAAAUGAACGGACAGAAGGAGUUCUUGAUUAUUUUGUGAUUUUCUAGAGCUGCGGUGCUCAGUGUUUCCUUUUAUUUCCAGUAAGUCCCAUAAGUACUUUAGAGCAGUUCACACCACGGUUUACCAGCAUACAUCUAUUGAAUGCAUCAAUGCACCAGAUGGCCUUCUGCUUCAACAUAUACAGGUAUUCAGAUUUUUACUGACCCAGUCGGCUCACAAGUUCAAGUUAUAUGCACAUGAAAACUGACGUAAAGCAACUCACAUGAGGCCUUACUUCUAAAAUUCAUUUGUUCCACACAUGCUUUUCUAUAUUAAUAUAUAUUCUAUUGAUGCCGCACACAUGAAUACAACAAAUACUUGGAAAUGAAGUAGAAGAUGCUGGUCGACCGCCUCCGCGCCGCGAAAGGUCAAAAACAACUCAGUCAUGAAAGCAAUUUAAAACAACUCCACACACCCCGCUGAGAAGUAAAGUGUAAACACUGAGCACAUCAGUUGUGGCUGGUUCACAAAGACUUAUGGAGCAGAAGAUGCCGAUAUGUUUAGUUUCUAAACUUUUUGACCGUCUACGAUGUGUGUUAAUGCAAAAGGCCAGCCGCUCAGAAAAACACAAAGUCCUAGCACUGUGUGAGGGGGACACACAGGAGGCCUCCGUGUUGUCUGCAAUGAUGGUGGGGGGUGGGAUAGGGGUGGGUGGGGAUCUAGUCGCUUUGUAUGUAGUGGACAAAAACCCAUUGCAUGUGGCUGUUGAUAUUUCAGCUCCUGUCAGUUGGUCCAUGAGAAGAUACGUACUUAAUCGUGUACAUUUUCUUUGAAUGGUUGAGUAUUUCCAAAUGAGGUCUAUCAUGAAAUAAAUAUUUCUUUUGAUUUAAA
Mugil cephalus (flathead mullet) is the source of this 6122-nucleotide messenger RNA. It is a transcript of the gene vav2, whose product is annotated as vav 2 guanine nucleotide exchange factor. The record is from RefSeq and is a predicted model, not a curated record. Gene Ontology annotation, cellular component: cytoplasm. Gene Ontology annotation, biological process: regulation of GTPase activity; cell migration; intracellular signal transduction. Bases 1266 to 3908 code for a protein of 880 amino acids. The transcript has 31 exons. NCBI's taxonomy places the organism in Eukaryota, Metazoa, Chordata, Actinopteri, Mugiliformes, Mugilidae. Gene Ontology annotation, molecular function: protein binding; guanyl-nucleotide exchange factor activity.